GCGCGCCCCCGGCCCCGGGACCCUCCGCCGCCGCCGCCGCCAUGGCCCGGCCACUGGUGCCCAGCUCGCAGAAGGCGCUGCUGCUGGAGCUCAAGGGGCUGCAGGAGGAGCCGGUGGAGGGCUUCCGGGUGACGCUGGUGGACGAGGGCGACCUGUACAACUGGGAGGUGGCCAUCUUCGGGCCUCCCAACACCUACUACGAGGGCGGCUACUUCAAGGCUCGCCUCAAGUUCCCCAUCGACUACCCUUACUCUCCACCAGCCUUUCGGUUCCUGACCAAGAUGUGGCACCCAAACAUCUAUGAGACAGGGGACGUAUGCAUCUCCAUUCUCCACCCACCUGUUGAUGACCCACAGAGUGGGGAGCUGCCCUCGGAGCGGUGGAACCCCACACAGAACGUCAGGACCAUCCUCCUGAGUGUGAUCUCCCUGCUCAACGAGCCCAACACCUUCUCACCGGCCAAUGUGGAUGCCUCAGUGAUGUACAGAAAGUGGAAAGAGAGUAAGGGGAAGGACCGGGAGUACACGGACAUCAUCCGGAAGCAGGUCCUGGGGACCAAGGUGGACGCAGAGCGCGAUGGCGUGAAGGUGCCCACCACGCUGGCCGAGUACUGCGUGAAGACCAAGGCGCCGGCGCCCGAGGAGGGCGCGGACCUGUUCUACGAGGACUACUACGAGGACGGGGAGGUGGAGGAGGCAGACAGCUGCUUCGGGGACGACGAGGACGACUCGGGCACCGAGGAGUCCUGACACCUCGUCCACCGAAUAAACUCUCAGAUUUUACCUCAUGGGACGGACGCUGGCUCUCUCGACAGGCUACCUCACGGCACUGCCUUGCCCUGCUCUGGGCGUCGCCUUUGGGUGUCCUUCCUUCCCCGUGCGGUUCUGGGUUUUCCUUGCUUCACAGAAGAGCAGCGGGCUUCGGCUUGCCGGCCCCCUCCUGGGAUGGCAGAGCCGCAGCAGCCAGGGUCGUGGGCGGGCCCCAUCCAGCGGCUUCGAGGCUGGGGUCCUAGCUCCUGAGUGGACGGACUGCUUUGAGGUCACCUCCUUUCUGCUGUGGUUUGUUUGAAAUCUAAAUAAAACUGCCUGUGAGAAGGCAGACCACUCCUCCUUCAGGGAGGCACCAGGGCCAAGGGCAUCACACUGCUGGCGCCUUGUGCCUCCACAGUGGGCCAAGGUGGGGUUGGGCAGAGCCAUGCCCCUGGGCUUGGUGGUCACCUCUGCAGCCUAGGAAAUGGGGUAGCCAGGGAACCCCCUAGUUGCAUUUAAGGGAAAGGGCCCCAUCCACAGAAGCCAGUUUCCUUUGCACUUAUGAAAUGGCCCUUCCUGGAUGCUCAGGGCCCGGGGUGGACUCUGGUGCUUCCCAAGGGUGCCUCUCUCACUGGUGGCAAGUGGGACACUGCUGGUCUUGUGUCUGUGCAACUGAAAGAUCCAGAAUGGCUGGACUCAGGAGUUGGACUCGCUGACCUUGGAAUUGCUUGGAUGCCCAAGGUCAAGGGUAUAUGCCUGGACCAAACUGGGCUACACUGGCUCUUUCCCAGGAGGGCCCAAGCCAAGUGGGCACAGUGUGGUAGGCCCUGGACCACACUGCUGGUGGGUGCAGCUUUGCCGUUUGAGCCCUCAGCUCUGGUUUGCUUGGGUUUUAUUUUGGACAGUACUGGGGGUGGCCCAGGGCCUCGUGCUUCAUAGCAUGCUCUCGGUCCUGGGUUCAGUCCCUAAUACUGCACAAAAUGGGGCAGGGUGUCUCACUAAGUGGCCCAAGCUGGUCUCAAACUUACAGUCCUGCUGCCUCAGCCUCUUGAGUUGCUAGGGUGAUGGAGGUGGCCACUGUGCCUAUGAAUUUCCUGUUCAAAACUUUCUUUUCUUUUUUUUUUUUGGUACUAGGCAUUGAAUCGGGGCACUUUACCAUAAAGCUGUGUCCCCAGCACUUUUUAAUCACGUGAAGCUGGGUCUCACCCCGUUGCCCAGGCUGGUCCUGAACAUAGUCCUCAAGCCUUCUGAGUGGCUGAGUGACAGGCAGGUACAGGCCCUGCCGCAUCUGACCCUGUGGCGUGCUGCAGCCAGGCACAGCCCCUGCCUGCUGCCUCCCCUGCCUGCUGCCCCUACCACUGGGAGCCAGUCACAAGGGAGGGGCUGGAGGGGUUGGGGGUGGGUGUUAACAAGAGGGCAGUUUGGGUUUGGGCAGAAGCCUUGGAGGUGGGUGGUGGGCACACUGCAGAGCUUUCCCCUACAAAACGACUAAGAUGGUGAACUGUGUUUGUUACCACAAGAGAAAGGAGAGGCCUGGGGUGUGGCUCAGGCAGAGUGCUCCUUGGUGCAGCUGCACCAGGCCCUGGGCUCCAUCCCCAGCACCAAGGAGGAGUCGCACUGAAGCCUGACACAACAUAUGAGGUGGGGAUUGGAGCACUGGAUUAAACCAUAAGGAAGUUUGGUAGUCUCA
Molecule: messenger RNA, 2439 nt
Organism: Marmota monax (woodchuck)
Lineage: Eukaryota; Metazoa; Chordata; Mammalia; Rodentia; Sciuridae
Gene: Cdc34
Product: cell division cycle 34, ubiqiutin conjugating enzyme
Exons: 5
Coding region: 42-749 (235 amino acids)
Biological process (GO): ubiquitin-dependent protein catabolic process; protein polyubiquitination
Molecular function (GO): ubiquitin conjugating enzyme activity
Source: RefSeq, a predicted model, not a curated record